CGAAGCGCGGAGAGGGAGGGCUGGCGCGCAUGCGCACCGCUCCACUCCAGCAUGGCUACGGUGCUGUCCCGGGCGCUGAAGCUGCCGGGAAAGAAAAGCCCAGAUCUUGGAGAGUACGAUCCUCUCACUCAGGCCGAUAGUGAUGAAAGUGAAGAUGACCUCGUACUCAACGUACAGAAAAAUGGGGGUGUCAAGAAUGGGAAGAGCCCCCCUGAGGAAGCGCAGGAUCCCGACUCUGAUGUGGAAGUUGGGAUGACGAAGCAGCACGCAUCAGAAUGCGCACCCGAGGGUUAUCCUGCAGAGGCAGCUGGGGGCUUGGAACAGAAGGCUGCUCCAUCCCUCAUGCCAUACCUGCGCACAGCAGUCUUUUUGCUCACCGUGGUGAUCUCGAUGAUUCUUGUGUUGGUGUGUGCGUUUCUCAUUCCCUGUCCCCCUAGGGACUUGCAUAACACCUGGAACCACAACCUAGGUCAGGGAGCAGGUGGUGUGUUAUCCCCACUGGAGCUUUGUGAUGUGAAUGGUGAUGGGCUCCCUGACAUCCUCAUCGUUUUCACAGCCCUGAUGAACGCCAGUGUCAUGGGUGUCUCUACGCCCUCUGUGACUGUGGUGGCCCUUUCUGGUAUGAAUGGCAGCACCUUAUGGUCCAUCCAGCUUCCAGAAGAGACUCGGAGUGUGCAGUGCAAAGGGCUGUCACUGGGGUCACCAGCAGAGCCCGUUUGCCUUGUGACAGGAACAGCUAAAUUCCUCAGCCUUCUUAGUGCCUCCACAGGCAAGACCAUCUGGACACUGAACUCCAUUCACCUUUCAGAUGGGAUCUUGGCUGCACCAGCUGCAACUCUUCCAGAUGUAGAUGGAGAUGGGAUUAGGGAUAUUGUUGUUCUGGCCCUCAAAGAAACACAGCCUGAUGUGUUUUUCGUCUUGGUGUCAGGAAAGACUGGGGUUGCUUUGGGCGGGCCUGUGAAGUACAACGUCAUUGGAGAAGGGAAAGUAAUUGGCCCUCAAGUUCAUAUCACCAGCCGGGGAGCCAUCUACAUCCUGUUUGGUUUUGGUAAUGUUCAAGCAGUUGCCCUGAGGGAUAUCUUUACCCAAGCCAGAAACCGGGACAGCUUUCCUAUGAUGUUGCAUCAGGAGGAGCCAGAGUGGGAAAAGCGCAGAUCUGUAAACCUGUCAGAGCUCAUUGACAUUUACAGUGGGGGUGUUGACUUCCUGCAGACGAUAAAGGCACCUGACACAAACUGCAGCAAUCUGCUCAUCACCACCAAAGAUGGCUUGAUUCUACUGCAGGGACAGGACCUGGAGCCCCACUGGACAUUGGAAAUUCAGAACAUCAGCAGCCAGCCAAUACUGGGGUACUUCAGUGCUGAUCAAACCCUGGACUUCAUGCUGCAAGCACAGACCGGAAAUGGGAAGAAAAAGGUGGUGGUGGUAGAUGGCAAAUCUGGCCUCCCUGUUUGGAAGCAGGAACUCCCAUGGCAGAAACAGCAACUUGAUGCUCUGUCAAUCAUGACUUUGGACAAGAAGUCUGUUUUUCUCUUCUGGGCUGAUGAAGCACAGCCUGUGCUACAGAGUUUGCAUCCUGGUCCCAGAUCUGAGCGCCCGGCGCUGCACCACCUUUAUCUUCUCCAUCCUGUUUUCCCUACAGUCCUUUUGGACCUCACCAAUGCAACAGACAAAGUCAUUGCUUCAGCAGUCGGAAUUAAUGAUCUCCAAAAGGAUGCAUUUCACAUCACUGUGACAACAACUGCAACCUCUGAAAAACAGCCAGGAUUUCUCUCAGUCAGCAAGUUGGGCUUGAAAUGGGCCAUGAUGACACAGGGUCGAAUGGUGUGGCUAAAGGACACCACCACUCCCAAAAUCAGCCGUGGAGAAGUGAGGCGAUUUCUUGCUCGGCUGAAAUUUGUUGACUUUCCUCACAAGCUCUAGCCUGAGAUUUUGACAGGACCUGUGACCUGCAUGGGGAAUAGAGGAAGCUGCUCAGGGGACCUUCAGGAAAACUGCUGUGUAGAGGGAGUGGGAACUAAAGGCACUUCCCCUUUCUUCAGCUAUCUGGGGAAUAUUGCUGGAAGCGGGUUUGUCCUUGGCAGAUCUGUCCUGUAUCAGAUGAACCUUGUUCAGCAUCUCCCCAUCCAUAUGCUGUUCUUGCAUGCUUCCUUCCAGGUAACAUGGAAAUGUGAAUUUAGAGCUUGCGUGCACACGCACACACACACACGAGUUAUAUAUAUGUAUCAAUUUAUAGAGUAUAUGUAUAUUUUUUAUAUGUUUAAUUUAUGAACAGAUUUAGGACACUCCUUUUUAUGUCCAAACAGUAUUCCAGGCAGACAAACAAGCUCAAAGCCUAUGGUGGUCUAUGAUAACUACAGGCAAAUUAUGUGGGUAAAGAACACCAUCUGCUUUAUUAUUCAUAUUUUUGGAAAGUAGCCUCUGUCUGGCUUCUGCAGGGCAAGUCUUGUCUACAGCCUUUCUUAUUCUCUCAGCCCUUUUCACCAUCCUGUUGCCAAACUCACAAACAAACUGGCUCUCUUGCUGAAUUACCUGAUAGAAAGAUGGCUGCAAGAACAUUUUUCAGCAUUUGCACUUGCGUGUUUCUUUUCCCAGAUCCAAGAAGCAAAAGCUUCACAUUUCAUUUCUACCUCUUAUUCAUCCAUCCUUAAGCUCUGUAUAAACCUGAAGUGUCAUUGUUGCACCAUGUUGCAGUUCGUUGGACUGAGUUCCCCUUUGAAAAGCAUUGCAGCCCCUUUGGGAGAGGCUGUCAGCAGGUCCCUAGUGGCACUGUAAAGAUCGCUGGACUAUAGAUACACUUACAGAAAAGCUUAUUCUCACACAACUGCUUCAGGGUUUAGGGGCUCAAACAAGAGGUAGAGAUGGAAGCUUUUCUGUGCAUGUGACCCUGUUCUGGUUUUGACCGUUGGCCUGCCAGCCCAGCAGUUCCAGGAGGAAUAGGCUGCCCCCAAGGCAAAUUUAUUUGCUCUUGGUGCAUUUAGUUCCUUGAAUCAUGCCUGUGAGCGUGCUGUCAGACUCCUGUGUUGUAGUUGCAGAGCAUGAAGUUGCCUGCAAUAAAGUAACUACAUAUAAACCAACAACUUUUCUGCCCUAGCAACUCCUCACAAUGCAGGGCAGCAACAUGUUACUUGUUUUCCCAGAUCUGAUCUUCGGCAUUAUGCAGAGCCAGGCUGAGGUGAGAAUUGCAGAUGUCUCUUUGGUCCUCCUGCUAACAUGUGCUCUUCCUGUUUUGCUGCAUUUCCCUCCGAGUAGCAAGGUGAUGGCAGCAUUUUGAUGCUUACAUCAAGGAUGGACACAUGGGUUUGCUCCCCUGGGCUCUUGACACCUCGUCUUGCUACAUCACCCUUUCUUCUUCCUCCUUGCAUCUCCAUAUAAAGCUUCCAGGACAGCUUUCAGUGUAGCUCUUCAGGAUUAGCUGCAAGCCCCAAAGCUGGCCUUUGGACCCUUCUCUCCUAAUAUCAGAGCUGAGAACAGUUUGUAUAUGUUUAAUGGUAUUUUUGUGUAAAUAGCUUUGUAUAUAUUAGCACGACUCUAUAUAUUAGCAACAACUCUAGGCCCUGGGAUUUUCCUCCAGACGCGUUAGUAUUUAUAAUAUUAUGUUAGUUAAUACAGCUGUAUAAUAGGAACUGAAAGUGUGAGGACCAGUAGUAUAAGAAGAUUAAACAGGAGUGCACCUUUCCUCCUGUAGCCACCACCUUGCUGGGAAAGGUGAGGCAUUUAUUACCUGAAGUAGUUAUUCUCCUGAGGUUCUUCCUGGGAGAACUAAUAUUUGAGUGCAGUGACAUUAGCUCCUCCAUAAUGUGAAUUCAUUCCACCCGCACACACACGCCCCCAGUGUGAAUAAAGAGUCUGUCUGUAUAUUGUUGAGAAAAUGUAUUUGAACUGUGAACUGCAGUGGAGCAAAUAAAUACUGUGUACAGCA
Messenger RNA from Tympanuchus pallidicinctus (lesser prairie-chicken), 3922 nucleotides. It is a transcript of the gene FAM234B, whose product is annotated as family with sequence similarity 234 member B. The transcript has 13 exons. Lineage: Eukaryota; Metazoa; Chordata; Aves; Galliformes; Phasianidae. The coding region runs from base 52 to 1923 and encodes 623 amino acids. The record is from RefSeq and is a predicted model, not a curated record. Gene Ontology annotation, molecular function: protein binding.